Messenger RNA from Amaranthus tricolor (Joseph's coat), 1825 nucleotides. RefSeq names its product sesquiterpene synthase-like. The record is from RefSeq and is a predicted model, not a curated record. Gene Ontology annotation, biological process: diterpenoid biosynthetic process. The coding region runs from base 35 to 1699 and encodes 554 amino acids. The transcript is spliced from 7 exons. NCBI's taxonomy places the organism in Eukaryota, Viridiplantae, Streptophyta, Magnoliopsida, Caryophyllales, Amaranthaceae. Gene Ontology annotation, molecular function: terpene synthase activity; magnesium ion binding.
AAAAAAAAAACAUUAAACCUUGAAAUUUAAAUUAAUGGAUUUGAAUUGUGUGAAUUCAACCAAACAAAUAGUCCGUCCACUCGCAAAGUUUCAUCCAGAUAUUUGGGGAGAUCGCUUUCUGAACUAUACUCCUCCUGACGAGGUUACCCUAGGGCAAAUGAAGCAAGAAGUUAAAAAGCUCAAAGAGCUAGUAAGAAAAGAGCUUUUGGAAGUUAGAAAGAACCCAAAAGAAAGAAUUGAGUUUAUAGAUGCUAUGCAUCGGCUUGGAGUGGCAUACCAUUUCGAGAAUGAUAUUCAAAAUUAUCUACAAAAAUUAAAAAACAAUUUCAAUUAUUACUUGGUUAAUUAUUAUAAGGACGAUCUUCAAUAUGUUUCACUAAGCUUUCGUCUUUUACGGCAACAUGGAUUUCAUGUAUCAUCUGAUGUAUUUGAAAAGUUUAAAGAUGAGAAUGGAAGGUUGAGGGAAUGUCUGAAAAGUGAUGUUGAAGGGUUAUUGAAUUUAUACGAAGCAUCAGAUGUUGGAGUAAAGGGAGAGAAUAUACUUGAAGAAGCCCAUACAUUUUGUUCAACUAACUUAUCAUCCAUUGUUGAAGAAUUAAGGUCACCCAUGGCUGAACAGGUUUCCCAUUCCUUGAAACUACCUCUCCACAGACGCAGUAUAAGACUUGAAUCUAAGCAUCAGAUCUCAUUAUAUGAAGCCAAUCCUUCUCAUAAUAAAACUUUGCUUAGAUUUGCCAAGUUAGAUUUCAACUACCUUCAAGUGUUGCACAAUAUAGAGCUUAGAGAUUUUACAAGGUGGUCAAGGAGCUUUGACUCGAUCGUUAAGCUGCCCAAGUUUAGUAGGAAUAGAGUGGUUGAGGCCUACUUUUGGUGUUUGGGAACAUACUACGAGCCCAAAUACUUAUAUGCAAGAAUGCUUUUGUGCAAAUUGUUCAAGAUUAUGUCCAUCGUCGAUGAUAUAUACGACUCUUAUGGAGUAAUGGAUGAGCUAGAAUCCUUCACACAAGCAAUUCAAAGCUGGGACGAAAGUUGCAUUGAUCAGCUUCCAGAUUAUAUGAAAUUGUUUUAUCAAGCUAUUCUGGACACAGUUGGAGAAAUCGAGCAAGAUUUAGCCAAAGAAGGACGAUCCUUUGCUAUUCACUACCUUAAACAGCAAAUGCUUGCUACAUGCCAAGGUUACCUACAAGAAGCAAAAUGGUGUCAAGAAAAGUUUGUUCCAACAUAUGAGGACUAUGUGAAGAAUGGCAUUUUAAGUUCUGGAUACUUGUUCAUUUUUGUUGCGUCUUAUCUAGGCAUGGGUGAGAUUGCAUCAAAGGAUUCUUUUGAAUGGACCCACAAAAAUUCUAGGGCUCCAAAAGCUUCAUCUAUAUUGACUAGGCUCUUUAAUGACAUUUCUAGCCAUAAGUUUGAACAAAAAAGAGAGCAUGUAACUUCGGCUGUAGAAUGCUAUAUGGGCCAAUUUGGAGUCUCAGAGGAAGAAGCUUAUAAAGAGAUACAAAUACAGAUGGAGGAAGCAUGGAAAGACGUGAACAGAGGCAUGCUUACACCAAAUACUGUUCCAAUGCCUAUCAUCCAACGAAUGAUCAACCUAUCAAGAGUUUUACAUGAUUUUUAUCAAAUUGGUGAAGAUGGUUACACCAUGAAUAAGUAUUUGCAACCUAAAAUAAAUGCUAUUUUUAUUGAUCCAUUUAAAGUUUAGAGCUACUUUUAUGAAAGAUUAUCUCUCAGUAAGACGAUUUAAAAAAAAAGAGAGCCUAUAUGUUACUUAUUUUAAUAGUAGACUAUUAAAUUCAUAUAUGAGAAACGUGUCACGAGAACACGAUAA